AUGGAUUUGAUAUCAUUAAAAGGUUCGACACGAAUUGUUACUGAGUUCUUUGAAUAUAGUAUAAAUUCAAUAUUAUAUCAACGAGCAGUAUACCCGGCAGAAGACUUCGCUACAGUUAAGAAGUAUGAUUUGAGCUUAUUAAAAACACAAGAUACAGAACUUAAACAAUACAUACGGGAAAUUCUCCGGCAGGUUCAUAGGUGGUUAUUGGGAGGUAAAUGUCACCAGCUUGUUCUGUGUAUAGUAGAUAAGGAUGAUGGUGAAACAAUUGAAAGAUGGAAGUUUAACGUAGAUUCUCACAGCAACAAGAACGAUACUGAUGAUGAUAUGAACAUUCCAUUAGAGGAAACCCAAAAGGAGAUUCGGGCAGUACUUAGACAGAUAACAGCCAGUGUCACUUUCUUGCCCGAAUUGAAAAAUGAAGGUAACUAUACUUUCAAUGUUUUGGCCUAUACUGAUAGUAAUGCGAAUGUUCCACUAGAAUGGACAGAUUCUGAUUCAAAAGAAAUAGCGAAGGGGGAAUCUGUGCAAUUCAAGUCUUUCGGUACAUCGGCCUAUUCAGUGGGAGCUGAAGUCACUUAUAAGUUCUAA
Messenger RNA from Kluyveromyces lactis, 591 nucleotides. RefSeq names its product spindle checkpoint protein MAD2 (gene MAD2). The record is from RefSeq and is a predicted model, not a curated record. Lineage: Eukaryota; Fungi; Ascomycota; Saccharomycetes; Saccharomycetales; Saccharomycetaceae. The transcript has a single exon. Gene Ontology annotation, cellular component: kinetochore; nucleoplasm; cytoplasm. Gene Ontology annotation, biological process: mitotic spindle assembly checkpoint signaling. The coding region runs from base 1 to 591 and encodes 196 amino acids.